UGGGAAAUGUAGUUAUCAGUUUCUUAAACUUUACUGUAAAAUGGACAUCUGAAAUACAAGUCCCAGAAUGCUACUAAAAUACAGGCGUGACUUGUGAAUUUGUCCAGUUUUAAUUUGACUAGGAGCUCGUUGGUAGUACUUAAAAUCUGCAGCAGCAACUGGAAACAAAGCUACUACGUUAGUAAUACUUGUUACUGUCAUAAAGUAUGUGUCAUAGUAAGAAAUAAGAACUGCUGUGAAGUGAUGGUUGCAGGAGCUCCUCUUCUUCUGAUCCUGACUGAAGUGAGAAAGUUGAAAGGUUAUUCUGGAUAUUAAUAUUUAUCACUGCUAGUUCCAGUCACAGAAUACAUAUGAGCUCAUCAUUACAGAUCACUUCUUCACUAAAGCUUCUUGAUACAGACCUGGAGAAUUCUACCAUCCAGAAGCAGAGGAAAGAGUUGCAGUUAUUAAUUGCUGAGCUGAAGGACAGAGACCAGGAGCUUAAUGAUAUGGUAGCAAUUCACCAGAAGCAGAUGCUGGCUUGGGAGGGUGAUCGGCAGCAGGUUCUUUACUUGGAGCAGAAAUGCAGUAAACUAGAAAAUGAACUUCAGCAAAGAAAUGAAAUAAUCAGAUCUUUAACAAAAAGGAUAAAACUGUUGCAAUCUCAGCAACACAACCAGAGAGCAAGUCUUGAAAACACCCUGGAGAGCACCCAGCAUCAGCUUGAGGAAUUGUCCCGCAGAGCAUCUGCGGCAUCCAGUCAAUGUCAGGACCUGGAGGAGAAAAAUCGGAGUCUGAGUGAUACCGUUUUGGAGCUUUCCGGACAUGUCAGACGAUUGCAGGCAAGAGAACAGGAGCUGGCUACUUUGCUGAGACUGAAGGACAAUGAUAUCAUUGAAGCAACCAAUCACAUUACAGAAUUUACAUCCCGAUUUAAGGAGUUAGAAGCAGGACUGAGAGAAGCUGUAAAGUCAGGCUUAAAUGGGCAGAAAUGUGAAGUUAAUAAACUGAAAGAUGACCUCAGCCAAAAGACUGCAGAAAACAAUGAGCAGAGAGAGGAAAUCAUCCGCCUAAAGCAAGAAAGUGCUUAUUUACAUUCUGAACUCAUUUAUACAGCUGAAAGGGAGAAUCGAAAAGAUCAGCUACUUCAGUUGGCAAAAUCUAAGCAAGAUAGAACUGAUACUGAAUUACAGAACCUUCGAAAGAUCUAUGUUAAACAGCAGCAUGAUAUGCAAUUUCUACAGAUUUCUUUGGAGAGUUCCAAGGAUGCAGUGCCAAAAUAUGAGCUGACAGAAGAUGAAAUCAGCGAGGGUCCUUUAAAUAUAAGUUCUCUCUUUUUGGACUCUGUUGGUAAAGAUGGCUUCUUAGCAAACAGACAGAACCUUCAUUGCAGUCUUCCAGUAGAUCUGAAAAUUCCCCUGAUGCAGUCUACGCUCAAAGACUCUGACUGUCACAAAAGUCCAGUGAGUUCUUGCAUGCACGAUUAAAGACAUCAAUCGAUUGCACACAAUUAAAAAGAACUAAUUAAAAUGCAA
This is a messenger RNA of Xenopus tropicalis (tropical clawed frog), 1514 nucleotides long. RefSeq names its product coiled-coil domain containing 62 (gene ccdc62). Lineage: Eukaryota; Metazoa; Chordata; Amphibia; Anura; Pipidae. The record is from RefSeq and is marked provisional.